GGAAAGCUAAACCUGGAACCAGGAAAUAUCCACAAGCCUCUUGAAGUUGAAAAACAGCUGGGCUCCCUUCGGAGACAGAGCACCAUGGGAAACAGGCUCUGCUGUGGAGGAGGCUGGAGCUGCCCAUCAACUUUGCAGAAUAAAAAGAAAACAGAGAGCCAAGGAAAAUGGACAUUGAAGACACAUCAGCAACAGCUGCAGCAGAACGGCACAAAGGGCCAUGAAACAACACGACAUACGUAUAAGCAGGUGUCAUGGCGUGAGUCGUGUGAGAGGAGUCAAGACGUCCUGGUGGAGGACAGCAGCUUACAUUACGCAGACAUUCAACUGUGCAGCCGCACCCAGCCACGGUCUUCCCAUGAGGUGAAACAUCUGGAAAAUACAACAGAAUAUGCCACUCUUCGCUUCCCCCAGGCCACACUUCGCUAUGACAGCAAGAAAGGGACCCUAGUGUGACUGCUGGGGAUGUGGGGCCGGUCCUUCCUCUACUACUACUUCUGUGGGAGAAUCCUCUGCUGGAGGAAUUGAGUGGCAGCCAGGGAUAUGGGCUAUUUCUUUUUUUUUUUUUUAAUAUAUAUAUUUUAAACACUUUAAGAUAUUUUUUCUUUUUUAUUUUAUUUUAUUUUUUUGCAGUCUUUGGCUGGGACUGGGUUUGAACCCGCCACCUCCAGCAUAUGGGGCCGGAGCCCUACCCUUUUGAGCCACAGGCGCUGCCCUGGGCCAUUUCUUAAAACUAAAGAACUCCAGAGCCCCUGGAAUUGUUUCUAGUCUCUCCCUUAGGCUUCUUAUUUGCCACCGUUGGGUCGGAGUUGUAGUUGGGUUAGCUAUGGAAGGAUAAAGUUCCUCAAAAUGAGGAGGUUAGGUCAAGGGUGCAAGGAGGUGGGUCUUUAACCCCAUCAUUGCUCCUGCUCUUUAGAGAAGUUCAAAAAGAACUGGUUACCUUACAAGUACUUGGGGUGAUCUUGUUGGACUUUAAUGGUAUCCCUUUUACGCACCUUAAACACAAAUGCUGACAGGAGUUGCUCUGGAAAAGCAUUCUGAGCUCCUGCACACAGCCCCCUGGGAUGGCUUGGGCAGUUUCCUCUGUGGCUGCCUAGGUCAAGGGGUUCAGACUAAUGCCUCAGAGCCUGACGCCAGGAGGAAGCCAUUCUCCAACCAUUGGCCACAAGGACUUCCAGUCACUGGUCACUGAUUUCUGACAGCACAGCGAGGUCCAGAAGUUUCCCUUGUUGGGACUGUUCUCUGGAGGGUAUGGGGCCACUAGGUUCAAUAAAUUGCUUGAGGA
This is a messenger RNA of Nycticebus coucang (slow loris), 1285 nucleotides long. RefSeq names its product chromosome 6 C11orf52 homolog (gene C6H11orf52). Lineage: Eukaryota; Metazoa; Chordata; Mammalia; Primates; Lorisidae. The record is from RefSeq and is a predicted model, not a curated record. Gene Ontology annotation, cellular component: extracellular exosome. The coding region runs from base 85 to 456 and encodes 123 amino acids. The transcript has 4 exons.